Messenger RNA from Diaporthe citri, 1002 nucleotides. RefSeq lists its product as uncharacterized. NCBI's taxonomy places the organism in Eukaryota, Fungi, Ascomycota, Sordariomycetes, Diaporthales, Diaporthaceae. The record is from RefSeq and is a predicted model, not a curated record. The transcript has 2 exons. Bases 1 to 1002 code for a protein of 333 amino acids.
AUGACGACUACCCCCACUGGAGUGCAAAAGAACGACGGCCGCAACAAGGACCAGAAACAAUCCGAGCCCAUGCUUCAGAAUUCCUGGGACGGGAUCGUUACCGACAAGCCCACCUUCCCACUCUCCGAGAUCAUGGCUCUAAAGCGUUGUAACUUUUCCGCCCACUUCUACGUUUACACCAGGUUGAAUGGGAGGAUUGGCGUGAUAGCGAGGGACUUGAUCGAGGACGUUCUGAAGAAGUGCACAAUCAUGCCCGACGUUCCGCCCGACGCAACCGCCGAGCAGGUCAAGUCGAAGAUCGAGUGGAGGGAUUCCAAGGGCAAGGGAAAGGCCAAGGAGGGAAAAUACCCACGAGCAACAGCCACCCAAGACGCCGACGCCACCACCGACAGCGACCAGGCGGCCGAGUUCGAAAUCCCCUGCCAGACGUUCGAGCAGGUCUGCAAUGACCUCAGUAAGUGCAUCGAGGGGAUGGACCUGAGCCGGUACACGCAGUCCGAGAAGCAGCAGACUAGGCUCUGCCUCGAGACCAUCAGGGCUGUGUCGGAUCGAGCCAAAGAGCUGAGCAAGCGGUCUCUCGCGCAAAAUGCGGCCUCGCCGUCGCUGUCGCCUACGCCGUCUACGAUCGACCCCAAGACCCACUGCGUCGUCCCCCGUCCGUCCCCUUGGAGCGGAGAUCCCUGCGGCCGGCCCCUACCGUGCGUGGCGCAUUCGGGGAGGGAAGAGGAUCCCAAGAAGAACCGCAUACCCGGGGCCAAGAGUCUGAAGAAGUUCAAUACUGAUGGGCCCGAUGAAGUGGCGGAGAAGACCAAAGAACUACAGGAACUGAAGCUGGAGUACAAGAAAGCUGACAGCAAGCGUGCCGACGACGACAAUAGCCAGGGGACCAUGUCGUACUCGAAGGCGGCGAAGGCGGCGGCGCAGUACUACGCGUUUAUCAGUGCAUAUGCAAAGCCUUCGCAGAAGGCGUCGAGUGGUGAUCAUGGCGCCCUUGGCUCAUAG